UUGUGGUUUGAGUGCGCCAGAGAAGUCGUCUGCGGAGAGAGACAGUGUCAUUUGACGGGUCAGAAAACGUUGAAUUUUAUAUUUAUAACUCUUAAUUUGUUUUUUUUUAAUUUGGUGGAAGUAAAGUCGGAUAAAUCCUACAAGAAGAGAAGGACAAGCGUAAACCGUUAUUAGACAACCACAGCAGCAGAGGAGCUCAUCUUUCUGCAGCCAUGGCUUCACACAACCUGAGCGGAAUCAAACGAGAAGAAAAGGGCAGAAAUAUCCAGGUCGUUGUCAGAUGCAGACCGUUCAACACAGUAGAGCGCAAGUCGUCGUAUGGGGUGAUCGACUGCGACUCGAGCAGAAAGGAGGUGCUUGUAAGGACCGGAGGGCUUAACGACAAAGCAUCACGAAAGACCUACACGUUUGACAUGGUAUUUGGUCCGGCAGCUAAGCAGAUUGAAGUUUACAGAAGUGUUGUUUGCCCUAUUCUGGAUGAAGUUAUCAUGGGAUACAACUGCACUGUGUUUGCCUAUGGUCAGACUGGAACAGGAAAGACAUUCACUAUGGAGGGCGAGAGGAGUCCAAAUGAGCAGUUCACCUGGGAAGAGGACCCUUUGGCUGGCAUCAUCCCCAGAACGCUGCACCAGAUCUUUGAGAAGCUUUCUGAGAACGGCACAGAGUUUUCAGUCAAAGUGUCCCUGCUAGAGAUUUACAACGAGGAGCUGUUCGACUUGCUAAGCCCCACUGAGGACGUCAGUGAGCGGCUACAGCUCUUUGAUGACCCACGCAACAAGCGAGGUGUGGUGGUCAAGGGUCUGGAGGAGGUGACAGUGCACAACAAAGAUGAAGUUUAUCAGAUCCUAGAGAGAGGAGCAGCAAAGAGGAAGACUGCCUCUACCCUCAUGAACGCUUACUCCAGUCGCUCCCACUCGGUCUUCUCGGUCACCAUCCACAUGAAGGAGAUCACUCUGGAUGGAGAAGAGCUUGUGAAGAUUGGCAAACUGAAUCUGGUGGAUCUGGCUGGCAGCGAAAACAUCGGGCGUUCAGGUGCGGUGGAUAAACGUGCUCGUGAGGCAGGUAACAUAAACCAGUCUCUGCUGACACUGGGAAGAGUCAUCACAGCGCUGGUGGAGAAGAGGCCUCAUGUCCCGUACAGAGAGUCGAAGCUGACCAGAAUCCUGCAAGACUCACUGGGAGGACGAACAAAAACCUCAAUCAUCGCCACCGUGUCACCUUCCUCCAGCAAUCUAGAGGAGACUCUGAGCACGCUGGAGUAUGCCAGCAGAGCUAAGAACAUCAUGAACAAGCCGGAGGUCAACCAAAAACUCACCAAGAGGACACUCAUCAAGGAAUACACAGAGGAAAUUGAGCGUCUGAAGCGUGACUUGGCUGCCACACGAGACAAGAAUGGAGUUUAUCUUUCUGCAGAGAACUAUGAGAGUAUGUUGAGUCAGAUCACGGCACAUGAGGAACAUGCAGGAGAGUACACCGACAGAAUCGCUGCCAUGGAGGAGGAGCUCAAGAAGGUGACUGAGUUGUUUGUGGACAAUAAAACCAGACUGGAGCAGUGCACUAUAGAGCUGGACGAGAAGCAGCAGAGGCUGGAGGAGACGAGCCAGAACCUGCAGGAGACCAAAGAGAAGCUGAGUGAGGAGGAGUUUAUCUGCUCUGAGCUCACCUCUGUCCAGGAGACUCUCUACAACACAGCUGGGCAGUUGCUGAGCACAGUAGAUGCAAGUACCAGUGACGUGUCGGGCCUUCAUGACAAGUUGGAGAGGAAGAGAAAGGUGGAACAGCACAACAAUGACAUCCAGCUGAGUUUUGCCCAGCGGAUGGAUGGAGCAUUCAGCAACAUGCAAUGCUGCAUUCAGAAGCAGGGAGCCAAACACCAUGACAUGCUGAGCAGCUACUCCCAGGCCAUCGAUGGCUUGCUCGUCAUGAAUGAGGGGGCACUGAAAGGAGCUCUGACCACUGUGGAGUCCUUUGUGGGUGGAGUGGGGCAGCUGGUGACUGAAGGUGUGGCUCGCUGUCAGGAUCGAGUGCAGCAACAGGAGGCGAUGUGUUUGAAGGAUAAGGAGAGCUUACUGCAGCUGCUGGAAGAGCAUCGGCAGGACAUGGAGGAGGUCCUCGUGGUUCGGACUCUGAUGGGUCUAUCAGCUGUCAAAGAACUCAAUGACACACUGAGAGCCACAGUGGAGACACAGCGAGCGCUGGCCAACAAGGUGGAGGCGAUGAAAGAGGUUGGAGUCUUUUUCAGCAGCCUGGUGCAGGAGCUGGCAAGGCUACGGGAAGCAUCAGUGCAGGGCUUGAGUGCUCUGCAGACUGAACAUGACAAGCUAGAAGAUGAAAUCAGACAGGCACAAGAAAGACAUCAGACGGGUAUGAAGCAGACUAUCCAGUGCCUGCAGGACCAGCUCAACCUGCUGACCAUGGAAGUUCAGAAAGACUACAGUGAUCUGCGCUCAUCCUCCAAAGCUCUGCAGAAACCUCUGCAGGCUCUCCAGGAGAACAUCAGCAGUGGUUGCAGUUUGGUGGAGAAUCAGGCCUCCAGCCAGGCAGACCUCCUCUCCUCCACCUCCUCCUCUCUGGCCUCCUCUCUGCGUCUCACCACUGACGAGAGCCUGCAGUCGCUCAACGAGAUGACGGGCUGCUGCUCCCACCUGCACAGCGCCGUGUCUGGUUUGGUUGAUCGUAACUUCCAGUGGAGCUCUAAAACCAGGGAGCAGGCAGAGAGUACAGCCCAGCAACAGUUAUCCCUGACAGGAAUGAUUUCCAGUGAAGCUCAGGCACUGCGUCGGAGUGUUGAAAAAUGCUGCACUGAGCAGCUCCAGACAGCCGAAGAGCAGCUGUCCAGUCAGCAGGAGGAGGUGAAGCAGGCUGUGAUAGCCUUGCAGAAGCAGACCUCAAUGGACCGGACUGUCCUGGACCAGCAGAAGGCUGAGCUGCAGGAUCAUGUGGAGACGAGUCAGGAGCUGGUCAGUAGCUUUCUGCAAAAAGAGCUGCAGCAAGACAUUCCUACUGGUGCAACUCCUCAGCGCCGGGAGUUUGUGUAUCCCAGGCAGCUGGUGAAGUCGCGGAGCCGGGGCGAGCUGCUUGAGAGCCUGAGGAGGCAGCAGGAGGAGCUAAGGGCAGCUGUGGAGGAAGAAGAGGAGCAUCAAGAGGAAGAAGAUGACAAGCACAGCCAGGUUGACCAUGAUUCUCUGGAGGAAGAGUUGAGUACAUGUAAUGAAAGCUUGGCCACAGAGCCAUCCUUCAUUGAUGAGAACCUCGUCUUCAACGAGAGCAAACGGGUUCCUUUCUUCAAGCAGAAGAAAGGUGGCAAGAAAGAGACAAAGAUCCCCAGCAGGCAGAAAGUGUCAGAAAACGAAGCCCCAUCAACGCCUCAGAAAUCCAGACUGCCUCUUCGCUGUCAAAACUAAAACAGUUUUAAUAUGUUUUCUCUGUUAUUGAUAAUGUUUUGUCUUAUUUUAAAUCAUUUUGUCUUUUAAAUGUUUAGAUUCUGUCCAAUGAAUUGUCACAUUUCUUAGUGCCAAGACUGUCUUGACAUUUUCAAGUUGCUUGUAAAAUUAAAGAUAAAUGUUUUAUACUUCUGUUAAGUCAUUGAUCCCAGUUGAUAAAAUGUUAUGA
Molecule: messenger RNA, 3612 nt
Organism: Cheilinus undulatus (humphead wrasse)
Lineage: Eukaryota; Metazoa; Chordata; Actinopteri; Labriformes; Labridae
Gene: kif11
Product: kinesin family member 11
Exons: 27
Coding region: 213-3404 (1063 amino acids)
Biological process (GO): mitotic spindle assembly; microtubule-based movement
Cellular component (GO): spindle microtubule; nucleus
Molecular function (GO): microtubule binding; plus-end-directed microtubule motor activity; ATP binding
Source: RefSeq, a predicted model, not a curated record